GGCGCGGCAGGCUCAGAAGCUAGGCCCUGAGGUUAGAGGUGACUAAGACGUAUACGGAAAUCAAGUCAUGGAUCCAUCUUCACGUAAAGAAAAGCCCAAAGUUAAGGAGCCUUUCAGCAGAAUCGAGAAGGCCAAGCAGAAAUCAGCCCAGCAGGAGCUGAAGCAGAGACAGAGAGCAGAGAUCUAUGCCCUCAACAGAGUCAUGACAGAACUGGAGCAGCAGCAGUUUGAUGAAUUCUGUAAACAGAUGCAGCCUCCUGGAGAGUGAACCACCCCUGCAUUCACACUAGAUGGGACCCUGGAAGCUUUGUUUAUGAGCGUGUUACCAGUUUAAAGCUGAGAUGGCCCAUUUGGAGCCUUACACAACUAGACAAGAAGAGAUUUGCGUUAUUCCUGAAACUGGAUAAAUCGGAACUUCCUGUAUGUAACUUGCUUCACUAGUUCCUCCAAUCAGAAUUGGCCCAUUGCUUGCUGAAGAGACUUCUUCUAUUCUUCCAAGACAAUACAUUCUUUUUUUUUUUAACUUUUUCUAUUGUUUGAAAAAAAAAAUCAGUGUUUCUUCUGAAACUGUAAACCUUCUCCAAAAAUACAAAUAAAAUACUAAUAAAA
Messenger RNA from Cervus elaphus (red deer), 609 nucleotides. RefSeq names its product small vasohibin-binding protein-like. Gene Ontology annotation, cellular component: apical part of cell. NCBI's taxonomy places the organism in Eukaryota, Metazoa, Chordata, Mammalia, Artiodactyla, Cervidae. The transcript has a single exon. Bases 68 to 268 code for a protein of 66 amino acids. Gene Ontology annotation, biological process: protein secretion; negative regulation of protein ubiquitination. The record is from RefSeq and is a predicted model, not a curated record.